Symbiodinium necroappetens is the source of this 834-nucleotide messenger RNA. NCBI's taxonomy places the organism in Eukaryota, Dinophyceae, Suessiales, Symbiodiniaceae. The record is from the annotation of a GenBank genome assembly.
AUGGCUGCUUCUCGGCGUGGCUUCUCCGCCAAUUUGGCGAUGCUCUUCCAGGAAGUGCCUUUCCUUGAUCGCCUCAAGCGGGCGCGGGCGGCAGGAUUCGCUGCUGUGGAGAUUUCGACGCCAGAGCUCUUCAGCCACCCACCGGAGCAUGUCGCAAGUGCAUUGCAGGAGGAAUGCCUCAAGUGUGUCCUCUUCAACAUGCCGGCCGGGGACUGGACGGCCGGCGAGCGCGGCCUGGCGGCAGGAGCUUCACGCGAGGACUUCGAGCGCUCCCUGGACAUCACUGUGGACUACGCAGUGAGGCUCGCGUGUCCACGGGUUCACUGCUUGGCGGGCUUAUGCUCAGAGAACACGUGUGACGAGACCUACCAGCAAAACCUGGAACGUGCCGUUCGCGUCCUCGGCCCCAUCGGCGUUGAGGUGGUCAUCGAGCCCAUCAACCAGCGCAGCAUGCCUGGCUAUCAUCUGAGCUCUCUGCCACACGCUGCUGCCAUAAUCCGCAGCGUUUCUGCCAAUCUACCGCCAGAGCUUCGGGGCGGGCGAAGUGGCGCUACCGGUGGCCUGAAGCUCCUGUUCGAUUUCUUCCAUUGUCAGAUCAUGCACGGCGACCUCACCACGAACCUCCGCAAGUAUGGGGACCUCAUCGGCCACGUUCAAGUUGCAGGAGUUCCAGACAGAGCUGAGCCAGAUGACAGGCAAGAGAUAAACUUUCCGCACCUUCUGCAGCACGUUCUUCGGGGCGAGCUGGCCUACACAGGACACGUCGGCUUGGAGUAUCAUCCGCGUCGUACGACGGAAGAGGGCUUGGCCUGGCUUGAAAAGCUUCCGGAGUAG